GUUCAGAAACUUUUCGUAGCUCCGAGAAUCUGAGACGACGGGCUCCCUCGUUUCCGCUUGAAAAAGCGGGAUAUUUCCGGUUGUUCUUCCUUCCUGACUAUGACCUCAUAAACUGAGGAUUGGUUUCAAUAUUUCGGAUAACAUAUCACCUUAAAGGAACCAGGGUGACGCUGAGAUGGCAGAGAGAGAGGCAGAUAUGGAGGAAGACGCAGGAGAUCUGCCAGCCAGGGAGGGCGACAACGACUCUGACAGAGAGGAAGACGAGGGAUUGUUUUUCUGGAUGGUGAACGAGGACAUGGAGGAGGAUGAUGAAGACAAUGAGGUGGAGGACGAACAACCGGUGGACACUGAAGCGACUGAAUCUUUCGAGCUGGACACCCCGGCUGAGCGCAGUGGUCACAUUGCUGUGGUUGAUAGAAAUAUCAUUUAUGUGUGGGGUGGAUACAAGAAUGGCCAAAAUCAUGGAUUCAUUGAUUUAUAUCUGCCCAGAAAUGAGGUCUGGACCUACAACAUGGAGUCAGGAGUAUGGAUGAAGCAUGUAGCCGGAGGUAACCUGCACACGUCGAUGUCCGGCAGCUGUGGGACGUGCCUCGAUGGAGUCCUCUACCUGUUCGGGGGUCACCAUGCAAGGGGAAACACAAAUAGGAUCUACCGUCUGCCUCUAAGGGCGCCCAGCCUUGUGUGGGAGGAAAUGAGGGAUCUGAAAGGACUUCCUCCGUCCUCCAAGGACAAGCUGGGGUGCUGGGUCUAUAAGAACAGACUGAUUUUCUUUGGCGGGUAUGGCUACGCCCCACAGGGAUGUCAUCGAGGAACUUUCCAGUACGAUGAAUCGUCCUCCUUAAUGUGGGACAGCCCUGGGCGAGGCUGGAACAAUCACAUCCAUGUCCUGGACCUGGAGACCUCCACAUGGAGUCAACCCAUCACUCAGGGCAACACGCCAUCCCCCAGAGCAGCUCACGCCUGUGCUACAGUCGGAAACAGAGGUUAUGUGUUCGGUGGUCGAUUCAAGAAUUACAGACUAAAUGACCUGUACUACAUUGACCUGGAGACAUGGGUGUGGCAUGAAAUGAGCGUUCCUCAGCAUGGUCCUGUGGGCCGAUCUUGGCAUUCCUUCACACCAGUUUCAUCAGAUCACAUCUUCCUGUUUGGAGGUUUCACCACAGAGAGAGAAACGCUCAGUGAUGCUUGGCUCUACUGUGUCAGUAGGAAUGAUUGGAAGCCUUUCAAACACAGCCACACAGAGAGCCCCAGGCUGUGGCACACGGCCGUCUCCGGGGCGGAUGGAGAGGUGUUUGUGUUUGGAGGCUGUGCCAACAACCUUUUGUCUCAUCAGAGAGCUGCCCACAGCAACGAGUUGCUGAUUUUUAAUGUCCAGCCCAAAUCAUUAGUUCGGUUCUGUAUGGAGACCGUUCUGCAGCACAGGGAAAGGCUGUCUUGUCACUGGGACUGCUUGCCUAAACACCUCCUGCACAGCCUUAAACAGAGAAUGUCCCGGGUCAACACUCUCGGGUCUUAAGGCUGGAGGAGAUCCACAGGAUUACGCAACUAUCGGUUCUGUGCAGGAAGUAGUUCUGCCUGAGUGUUAUUUAAUGUGUGUAAAAACUUGAAUUAAUGAGAGACAGAGUGAGCAAUAGUUACCAGUUUCUGUUCUGGAAGCAUCCCAUUACUGCAAGUAAGCUUCUGGGACAUAUGGUGAUUAGCCUGGUCUGGGAUCAGAUUCUCACAGAAUAAUAAUCUGGAUUAAAAUGAUCACAGAGUCAUGAUUUAUCUGUACAUCAACAUGAUCUGAAGGAGCUAAGGACCCGUUUGAAAUGUGCUGCCCGUCACAGCCCAACUCUGACCACUAAGGUCGGACCGAUCCACUUCCACAGAACACACUUCUGCCUUUGUGGAGAUCAUUUUACAUCCAACGUCCCACCAGCUCGCUUGAGAUGUGGCUGCAACUGAUAAACAGAUAUUUAAAGCUGAGGAAGUAAAAGCCGUGUUGUGGUUCAUGGUUAAAAAUUCUAAUAUGGUUCUGGGUCUGUUGCCACCUUCACCGGGUUGGUUCCCUGUUUCAGAUCUACAGAGGCGGCCUGCAACUGGUCCAAAUUUGGCUCACCUUAUUUAUUUGCUGGUAGAAAUAUGGUUUUAUAUAGAUACCGGACUGUGAAAUUUCCCUCAGCAGGUACCAGUUAGGUCGAUAUGAAGCUUCCUAACUAUGAAUUACCCAAAACUGUAAAGGUCCAACUAGGCAGAGGGAGGGGAAACGGCCGGAACCUUUUUAAAACGGGCCUGUAAGCUGUUUGUCAUGUUUGGGUUAUGUUUCUGGAAAUUGUUUCCCGCUCUGUUGCAGAUGUUCGAUGUGUUAAGAUGGAAACCAAAUGCGGCGCCUCACUGUUGGUUGUUGCUAGACGUCAGUUAAAGGAAGACUGUUAAUGAUCCGUUUAAAACAACUCAAAAUGUUUCUCUAUUUUUAUGACUUUAACCUGAACAGGAACUCUCUGAGAAACCACUGAAUGUCAAUGAAAUAUGUGGAAAUCUUGAAAUAACCUACAUAUGGAUGUCAAAUUGUAAUUUCAGAUGGUCUGUUUUUAAAUGUCAGUUUUGUCUCGACACUAAAACACGGGGGGGGGGGGGGGUUAAUUUUAUAUAUAUAUAUAAAGUUGUCUGUUUGAGGUGUUUAAGCCUCCAUGCUAAUGAGUGGCGCCUGCAGCGAGUCUGAAGGAUGUGGAGCCGCGUUGCACUGAAAUGCCUCGUGUCAUUAAGGCUUUGGCUUGCACUGAAUUACCUUCUUUUCUUCUUUAAUUGUAGGUAAUCCAACUUUGUAUUCAAAUAAAACAAAGAAAUAUAAAAAAUAAA
Molecule: messenger RNA, 2841 nt
Organism: Girardinichthys multiradiatus
Lineage: Eukaryota; Metazoa; Chordata; Actinopteri; Cyprinodontiformes; Goodeidae
Gene: klhdc2
Product: kelch domain containing 2
Exons: 14
Coding region: 176-1516 (446 amino acids)
Molecular function (GO): protein binding
Source: RefSeq, a predicted model, not a curated record